This is a messenger RNA of Parasteatoda tepidariorum (common house spider), 912 nucleotides long. RefSeq lists its product as uncharacterized. NCBI's taxonomy places the organism in Eukaryota, Metazoa, Arthropoda, Arachnida, Araneae, Theridiidae. The record is from RefSeq and is a predicted model, not a curated record. Gene Ontology annotation, molecular function: nucleic acid binding.
AUGACUGCCGAAGCCAAAAUAACCAAGCUGGUAAUGUUGAAUGUAGUUGAUGCUACUUUCAAGGCAGAGUUUUUUCAAAAAUUCUCGUCUUGGAACAAACUGAAAAGAGUAGUUGCCUAUUGUUUUAGAUUCAUGAAGAACUGUUCUGUCGCUGCAGAUAAAAGAAACAAAUCCUUCUUAACAACGGCAGAAUUGAAUGAAGCCGAGAAGAGAAUAGUCAAAUUCAUCCAGCAAGAUCAUUUUCCGACGAAAGUCUCCUAUCUUUCAACAGGCAAGCAGCUUCCUUUGAAUAACAAGCUUAUCCCCGUGGCUCCAUUCUACGAUGAUUCCGGAAUAAUUCGUGUCGGUGGUAGACUGAAAAAUUCGAUGCUUCCAGAAUCAAAGAAGCAUCCCAUCCUGCUUCCUAAAACCGACCCUGUUGUGAACUUACUUAUCACGGAUUAUCACUUGAAACUUCUUCAUGCCGGUCCGCAACUUCUCCAAGCAGCUCUCGGAGAGAAAUUUUGGAUUCUUUCAGCCAGAGAUGCAGUUAGAAGAGUGGUGAGAAAAUGUAUCCCAUGCUUCAGAAAUCGUCCAAGGCUCGCCGAGCAAAUCAUGGGAGAUCUUCCAGAGUCCAGAGUUUGUCCCUCUUCUAUAUUCCAAAGAACUGGUCUUGACUUCGCCGGUCCAUUCUUGAUACGGAACUCCAAGGGAAGAGGCAGCCGAAAUACUAAGUGCUACAUAUGCGUCUUCGUCUGCCUCGCAACGAAGGCAGUUAAUCUUGAAGUCGUCAGCGACUUAACCUCAAAGGCAUUUAUUGCUUGUGUAAAAAGAUUUGUGGCACGCAGAGGUAGACCUUCAGAUAUCUUCUGCGAUCAAGGACCAAUUUCUACGGAGCUAGCAGAGAGCUCAAAAAGGAGUUCCGGCAGUUGA